Adineta ricciae is the source of this 1719-nucleotide messenger RNA. The record is from the annotation of a GenBank genome assembly. Lineage: Eukaryota; Metazoa; Rotifera; Eurotatoria; Adinetida; Adinetidae.
AUGUCCGAUGAUCAAGAUCAACGUGAAUCACCGCCAGAUUUUGGAGGAGAUGAUAGUUCUAAAGCAGACGAUACUCUCUUCGUAUCAGCUAUAUCACCAACAACUGUUGAUAUACCAUUAAGCGGUGGAGAAGAUGAUGAUGAAGAUGAAAAUCCAUUUGGAGCACCACCACCAACACGAGAAAAAACAGCUACAAACACGACCAACAGCGUCGAAGUACCUGUUGAGAACGAGCGAAAUUUGCCUGAACCCGAAAAAUCAAUUGUUGACAUUGAUGAAGAUGAAGAUAUCUUUGGAGCGAACACACCAGUAGCAGCUGCUACAACUUCAUCAUCAACACCCGUUCCAAAAUCGAAACCAGCUACAGAAUCAGCGCCGUCAACGCCCAUCAAACAAGAGAGUUCGUUGUUUUCGGUUGAUACAAGCAGUUCUUCACCUAAAACACCAGUAGUAAAAUCAACACCUUCGUUUGAUAGUCAGAUUUCAUCAUCGACGUCAACAACGAAGAAUGUACUCAGUGGAACUGUUACAGCAAGUCACACAGUGGAAAAACGCGGCAAAGAUAACGACAUUGAAAUUACUGUUAGUGAUCCAACUAAAGUUGGGGAUGGUAUGUCAUCGUAUAUGACUUAUCGUAUAACAACAAAAACUACACUGCCAAUAUUUAAGAAAUCGGAGUUUUCAGUCAACCGCCGUUUUAGCGAUUUUCUCGGUUUACAUGCAAAAGUCGUGAAUAAACAUCUACAGGCAGGCCUUUUUCUUCCAUCACCACCUGAAAAAGACACUUUAUCAAUGGCUAAAGUGAAAAUCUCUAAUAAAGAAGAAGCUGUUCCAACGGACUUCAUCGAUCGGCGUCGUGCAUUGUUAGAACGUUACUUAAAUCGUUUAGUCCAACAUCCGAAAUUACUUGAAGACACCGACGUGCAAACAUUCCUCGAAUUUUCCAAUGAUUUACCGAAAUCAACCAAUACUCAAGCAUUGAGCGGUGCUGGUGUUCUUCGUGCUUUGAACAACAUCUCGCAUCAAGUUACAAAAUUAACAACAAAAACUAGCGAACAAGAUCAAUGGUUCGAAGAACGACAUGGUUUUGUUCUCGAACUACAUACACAUCUAAAACAUCUAUACAAUCAAUUUAAUAGUCUUUAUUCUCAGCGAAAAGAAGCUGGUCAUGCAUUAAAACAGUUUUCGAUCUCAUUAAAUCAUCUAGCAAACACCGAAGAACACAUGUUGUUAUCAAGCGCUCUGUCUGAGCUAGCUAAUCUCGAGGAAAAACUUGAUCAAAUCAAUAACGAUGAAAUCUUAAAAGAAUAUUCAACAUUAACUGAAUUAAUCAAAGAAUAUGUGUCAUUACUGGACAUGGUACAACUAGCAUUUCACGAACGUAUUAAAUCCCAUCAACAAUGGCUGCAUGCAGAAGAUAUGCUGAAGAAGAAACGUGAUGCGAAAACGAAACUAGAACAAAGUCCCAAAGGUGCUGACAAACUUCCUCAGGCGGAAAUGGAAAUCAACGAAUGGGAAGGUAAAGUUGUUCGUGGUAAAGAAGAUUUUGAACGAAUAUCAUCGACAAUCAAGCAGGAAAUGGAAGCGUUCGAGGAGAUUCGUCUGGAUGAUUUCAAGAAAGCAUUUGAUACAUAUUUACGAAACGUUCUCGAACAACAUGAGAAAAUCUUGCAAAUCUGGGAAGGCUAUCUUCCCGAAGCUAAUAAAAUCAAUAUUUAA